Molecule: messenger RNA, 831 nt
Organism: Symbiodinium sp. CCMP2592
Lineage: Eukaryota; Dinophyceae; Suessiales; Symbiodiniaceae
Source: the annotation of a GenBank genome assembly
AUGGAUCUGGUUACGCCCGAGUCGGAGAUCAAGGCACCUGCACCGGCAACCAAGAGACGAUUGAACUUCGAUCAGUGCGACGACACACCCACACCGAAGAGAGCACAGCGAGCAAAGGAGCUACAUGACUUAUUGAAGAUGGACAUGCGAAGCCCAGUCCCAAGCCGGACUGGAACUUUGAGAACGCCUUCGCCGAGCCCGCCUUUGACGACUCCUGGCCCCAAGCUGGCUCCGACGACAGCCCGCCCCAAGCUGGCUCCGGCGGCAAAAACGAAGCCCACAGCCGCCAAGUCCAAGACUACCAAAGGACCAGGUGCGAAGCGAGGUCCGGGCCGCCCCAGGAAGAGUUUGAGCAUGGCGAGCCCGACUUUGAAGAUUGCGACCAAGCCGAGUCCCAAGAAGAGUGUGAUCAAGCCCAGCCCCAAGGCCGACAGUGGGAGCAAGCCGAGUCCGAAGAAGAGUGCGAUCAAGCCCAGCCCGAAGGCAAGUGCGAGCAAGCAGAGCCCCAAGGCAAGUGCGAGCAAGCAGAGCCCCAAGGCAAGUGCGAGCAAGCAGAGCCCCAUGAAGAGUGUGACCAAGCGGAGCCCCAUGAAGAGUGUGACCAAGCGGAGCCCCAAACACCAGCCGAAGCGCGUGGUGGGUGAUGCUCCCAUGGGCAGGCGUGGACCCUUGAAGAUGACGAGGGCAUGUGUGUACUCCCGUGGCUACCAUGACAAGAAGAAUAUGGGGGGCAGCAAGAAGCAGGCCUGGCAAGGGCAGCCGGCCGUCGAGCAUGCAAGAAGGUUUUCGGCUAUUGAUGCUGCCGUGCAUUUUGCGAAGCAGCAGGACUGA